Messenger RNA from Dibothriocephalus latus, 552 nucleotides. Lineage: Eukaryota; Metazoa; Platyhelminthes; Cestoda; Diphyllobothriidea; Diphyllobothriidae. The record is from the annotation of a GenBank genome assembly.
UUGUCAAUCCGAAGUCGCCCUUCUUCUUCCUCCUCCCCUUCAGGUUCCGGUCAGUACGGGGAUGUGUACGAGGCUGUCUGGCGUCGGUACAACUCCGUGGUGGCUGUCAAAACCCUCAAGCAAGACGUGAAUCUCAACCUUAGCGACUUCUUGGCGGAAGCGGCAAUCAUGAAGAACCUAAACCACAAGAAUCUCGUUCGUCUCCUAGCUGCAAUUAUGACUGAUCUAGCCGACCUCGAUGAUGUCCCGGACGAGGGAUUCACGAUGGACAGAAUCGAACGCAGCGGCAAAGUAAACGUAGAAGACAGUCGCUGGUUGUUGAUAGCUAUGGCAGGAUUCAAGGAUCCCUCUCUGUAUGAAUAUAUGGUUCACGCCCAGCGUGAAAUCCGGCUUGGUUGGGCCGCACAGGAACAAGGAUGCCAGAACCCCAGCCUUCAGGAACGGCUUCGUCUCUCCAAGAUUUUCCAAUCACCUCAUGGAGCCAAGGCGCCAGAUUGUCGAAUCAAGACCUGUAGACUUCAGUGGGUAUACCGUCCUCUCCAGGUGCCUUAA